GCACUGUUACCCGGAAGAACAACAUAGUGAAAAAUGAAGGAUCUGAUGUUGCACUUCACUCUCAUCUGUGUGAAUAAUUAAGCUGCCCGGGGGUGUUAUUUCAGAGCAGUCAGCGUUAAUAACUUGACUGCAUGAUCUUCUUAUGAAAAGCAGUGCAAAGAAUUCUCCAGUAAAUUUUUUAAUGAAGUGUUGCUCCAUGGGCUCCUCUGCUCUUCUCACACAGAUGGUUAAUGAUGAAGGGCCAUUGAUCCUAGAUGGUGGACUGGCAACUGAUCUGGAAGCGCAUGGAGCCAAACUGCAGGGAGACCCUCUGUGGAGCGCCAGGCUUUUGCACACUGAUCCUCAGGCCAUAAGAGAUGCUCAUUACAGGUUCCUGCUCAGUGGUGCUGAUGUCAUCACGACAGCCACAUACCAGGCAAGUAUCCCAGGAUUCAUCAGCCACCUGGAGGUGAGCGCUGAACGCGCCAGAGAGCUGCUGAUGUCCGGAGUUCACCUGGCCAAAGAGACGGUGAAGGGGUUUGAGUCAGGGCAGAGACGCCCCCUGGUGGCAGGCUCUGUGGGGCCGUACGGGGCCUUUCUGCACGAUGGCUCGGAGUACACUGGAGCUUACGCAGAGCAGAUGAGUGUUGAAGUGUCUUUAAUCUAUUUGAAGGAGCUUAAAGUUUGGCACCGGCCUCAGAUUGACUGCUUAGCAGCUGCAGGAGCUGAUCUCAUCGCCUUUGAGACAAUCCCGAGCAUCAAAGAGGCGGAGGCUGUGGUGGAGCUGCUGAGGGAGUUUCCAAACUCGAAAGCCUGGCUGUCAUUCUCCUGUAAGGACCAGAAGUGUAUAUCGGACGGCAGCCUGUUCGCUGACGCCGUGCGGGUUGCCAGCAGAUCCAGGCAGCUGCUCGCUGUGGGAGUCAACUGCUGUCCUCCAGACGUGGUGGAGCCGCUGCUGGACUCUGCUGGACCACUGCACACCUCAGACAUGAGCUGGGUGGUGUACCCUAACAGCGGAGAGGAGUGGGACACUGAGCGGGGGUGGCAAACAUCAGGAAAACCAUCAGCAUGGACGCCUGAUCUGAGCCACAUGUGGGUGAAGCAGGGCGCUGCUCUGAUAGGAGGAUGCUGUCGUAUCGACCCUGCUCACAUAGCGGAGCUAAGGCGGCAGUUAAAGGGACGGUGAACCUCCAGCCUCUGCAGAGAGGCCCCAAAACUUGGCUGCCUACAAAAACAAGACAAGCUGAAGGAGGCAGAAACCUGUCACUGCUGACUUUGUGCAAAUUAUAAUCAAAUCUGUGAUUGAUGACAUGAUGCUGGUGCUCACACUCUGGCUGAGCAGGCCUUCUUGUUUAUGCACGGCUUAUGUUCACUAUAAGAGCGUGAGGAGACUCAGAAGAGAGAGAAUAAAUUAUACAAAAUCUGA
Oreochromis niloticus (Nile tilapia) is the source of this 1405-nucleotide messenger RNA. Its product is annotated as homocysteine S-methyltransferase 1. Lineage: Eukaryota; Metazoa; Chordata; Actinopteri; Cichliformes; Cichlidae. Gene Ontology annotation, molecular function: zinc ion binding; S-adenosylmethionine-homocysteine S-methyltransferase activity. The transcript has 8 exons. The record is from RefSeq and is a predicted model, not a curated record. Gene Ontology annotation, biological process: S-methylmethionine cycle. Bases 143 to 1165 code for a protein of 340 amino acids.